AACCCACAUGGCCAUCUGGGACUUAUGGUUUGCCAAAAACGAAUGAUAGUUGUCCUGCAGGCUGGGUGCAAGGCUCAAGGAAACAAGACAUGGAACGCGAUGGUACCUUUCAAAGUGCUUUCUCCUCUCCGUUCAAUAUGGAUGCAGUUCUAAAUCAAGCUGGAAGAUAUAUCAAACGAAACUUUUGUAUGAAAACAUUCAGUAAUGGAAAAAAUAAGGCGUGGCCAGUUGGUAGGUAGUAUACAGCUUAUUAUACUCUAUGAUCCCUCCGACCUACAAUAUUUCAUAGCUCAGGACGUUUUUCUGGACAGGUGGUUUGUCAGGUCGGAAUGGGCUGGUAAACAUGUGUAGGUUAACGCUUGUGACAUCGCAAACGGAAGUAGAAGAUGUAGGCUAUAGUUUUAGGCUGAUACUUCACUAGUAAUUAUACACAACAUUUAAACUUUUAAAAAGAUCAUGAUUUUUCUGUGUUGGUGUAAUGUACUCAGGUGAAUAUGAUGCUUGUGGUGUUACUCUGAGUGUAUAUCCACACCGGGCAAGCUUGAAAAUAUGCCUGACCACGGUGGGAAUCGAACCUACGACGUUUGGAAUACUAGUCCAAUGCUCUGCCAACUGAGCUACGCGGUCUGGUCGGUCACAUACUCGAACCGACCAGACCGCGUAGCUCAGUUGGCAGAGCAUUGGCCUAGUAUUCCAAAGGUCGUAGGUUCGAUUCCCACCGCGGUCAGGCAUAUUUUUCAAGUUUGCCCGGUGUGGAUAUACACUCAGAGUAACACCACAGGCAUUUUAAAAAGAUGCUGUAAAGUCCGUUCUGCGCAGGCCGACAAUGGCCGAUCAUUGGAAUGUUAUUUAUAUUUCGCACAUUCAGAACUUUCUUGAAUUGAAUCUCUAGUCUGUAUUCAUUUUCAAGCAUAGCGAAUCAGAAGAGUGUUAAAAAUUCAGUAUAAUAUAUAUCUAAUCAUAUUUUACAACUGCAGCACCGAGUUCAAAAUGUAAAGAAAGCGUUUGUUUACAUUACAGACUUUACAGCAUCUUUAAAUUUCCAAUAAAUUUCCAAUAAUAGUUUUACGUCCGUUAUUACAACAAUUGUAAUUCCUGUUGCAGUUUGCUGGUUUUUGCAGUGUUAUAUAUAACAUGUAUAUGCCAUAGAUAUCUUAUAUACACUAGAUAGUGCAUCUAAUUAUUCUGAAAUUCAAAAAUUGAAGCCGUGAUUGCAGUCUCAGGUCGUUCCCAUGAAAUUAGAAGAUUCGUAUGUUUUCUAUUUCUUAAACAGGGAACUUAAACAUUAAGUUAACCCUAUUCCAAAUACGUUUUUAAAAUAUUGAAAUGAUGAAAAUUAUUGUUGUUUUUAAGCGUUUACUAGCAAGUGGGAACGACCAACAUGGCCGCCAUCUAUUCAAAUGGGGGUAACCGCUGGAAUAUUGUUGGCUUCAAUUUUACUAAAAGAGAUGCGCUAUCUAGUGUAUAUAAGAUAUCUAUGGUAUAUGCACGCUACCUAGUAGCUGCGCAGACGUUGUUAGUGGCCAGCGUACCUAGGCCCCACCUAACGUCUGCUCACAUUCCACUGCACAUUCACUUAUGCAAUCAUCGUCCCGGCAAUUAACCAAUCACAAUCAUCUACACGAUAAUUGAAAGAUCUACUACCUUCACAUGGAAAACCCAAAAUACAAAAAUAUAAUCAUGGAGGGCUAUUAUCUGUAGUAUUUUUAAAGUUGAAAGUUUUACUGCGCAUCAGAAAAAGGCUUUUAAUUCUAUUAUAAACGAAAAGGAUGUUUUCUGGAGCAGCAAAAUUAGUACUUAUUUAUCAAGCUUUACCAAAGCUAUUCAAUGUAAUAUUUGGUAGUAUUUAAAAAUUUAGUAAUCGUGGUUUCGCCAUUGAUAAAUUUAAUGCGAGAUAAAGUAAAAAGCUACGCGAUCUAGGUGUCAGCCCUGUGUCGUUAAGGCCUGAUUCCACGGGCGCUUUUUCUUGGCGAAAUGCGAAAUAUUUCGCCUGUUUCUUUUGAACUGUGAUCAAUCAAGUAGAAAUAAUUUAUUCGAGUAGUCGCAAUUCAAAAGAAACAGGCGAAAUAUUUCGCAUUUCGCCGAGAAAAAGCGCUCGUGGAAUCAGGCCUUUAAGUGGAAUUGAGAGCGAUGAAGAAGCGAAGGCAUUGGAAGAAGGAAAAUAUUCUGUAUUAUAUGGAACACCAGAGUCAUUGCUGAAUAUCGAACGAUGGAGGCUAAUGCUUUCCAACAAAGUAUAUAGCAAAAUGGUUUGUGCUUUGGCUAUUGAUGAUGCUCGUGUGAUCGUUGACUUCGCUUUUAAUCCAGUAGACGCCAUGAACGCUACAGCGUACCUAUUUUUUCUCAAGGGCUGGGUAAAAAGUGUAAUAUGUAAUAUGUAAAAUUCUGAAGGGUAGUACUAAAAAAAAUAGUUAUUAAGGGUUUACAUGAGAGGGUUGAGGUGUGUGAUGUUGAUGGUGGCCAUCAUAUAAACUUGCUUGUACUACAGCAAUAGAUAAUACGAGGGCAACGUAUAAAAAGACAAAUUUAAGACAAUAUAAAAUAAGACCAUUAUAAAAUGGCCAAGGCCGAUUGAUUCCUGUGGGUUUGAGAAUUACAAAACCGAACACAUUUUUAGGAUUUAUUAUGCUGUAAAUACAUACCAUUGUUUAAUCAUAUGAGCUUCAUCAAUAGCCAAAGCACAAACCAUUUUGCUAUACACUUUGUUGGGAAGCAUUUGUCUCCGUCGUUCGGUCUUCAACAAUGACCCUGGUGUUCCAUUAUAUAAUAUGUAAUAUUUCCCUUCUUUCAAUGCCUUCGCUUCUUCAUCGCUCUCGAAUCCACUUGACACUACUAAAUGUUUACCACCAAAUAUUACAUCGAAUAGCUUUGAUAAAGCUUGAUAAACAAGUGAUUUUCUUGCGUGACUUGGGAGAUUUACGAAAACAUCCUUUUCGUUUAUAAUAUUAAGAAUGAAAUUGAAAAGCCUUUUCUUGGUAUGCAGUAAAACUUUCAACUUUAAAAAUACUAGAGUUAGAGAUAAUAGCCCUCCAUGAUUAUAUUUUCGUAUUCUCAGGGACCGCGGAGCCUGUUUCAGAGUGUGUGUGUAUGUGUGGGGGGGGAGGGGGCAGGAUAACACGGAAGCUAUGCCACGCAGGCAGGCUGGAUUUUAUCCGGUAAUUUUCUACCGUUUUUCUACAAUUUUUCUUAGCUACCUAGUUUGGCCUGUUAUAAUAUAGACAUCGAAUGGAACAAAAAUACAAACUGCCAAAUUGGCAUAAACAAGUGCUUAUCGGUCCGUUAAUCUUAGUCACCAUACUGCAUGCAUACAGUAUAGACAUGAUAUAGACAGAUAUACAUUAAAUGUAUUUCUUCAAUUUAAGGAUCAUACUGUAUUUACAAGAAAAACCCUUGUCCGGUUGGUAUGACUGUCGGCUCAAUACAUUGGGACGACAAUGACGGCGGAAAAAAUGAAGAAGAUGGUAUUUUACCAGAUGGUACAUAUGGUAUUGAUACAGAGAUAAAGUAUUGCUGUCGUGACCAGGGUAAUUGGUAUUAUCCAAUCGAGUUACCAGUUGGUGUACCAAUCUUCUUGCUACCAUACAAAUCUAAGAAUUGUCAACGUGUGAAGUGGGCUAUUAGUAAACUGCAGUUUAUAACAUAUGAUACGGACAAUAAUCAAAACAUGGAUAGUUUUAAGGGGAGUCAUGUGUAUGCAGAAAACAAACAAAGUAAUUUACCUACCGUUUAUUAUUGCUAUUAUGAAGGUACGUAUAUACGUUUUACAUUAUAGCAAGUUUCCUAAACACUAUUUUCUACCGCGAAUUUUUUCUAAACAAUGUGGAAAGCGACUUUUCAACGUUGUAACUGUCAAUUUAUCCUUAUACACACAACUAUAUAUACAUUGAUGCGUACAUUCUCUGAUUUCGGAGAGCACGGAGGCAGUAGCCAAAAAAUGGAGUAAAUCUGGGCGUGAGAAGGGCAUUAUAUUAAAUUCGAUCUUCCGAUUUGUCUCGCUCGUGAUUAUCAUGUUGAUAACGGAAUAUUGGUCUUUCCCUCCUUUAAAUGGUCUGUUAGAGCCGAGCUUAGAACACUCCCAUGGAUCAGUACGCAAUUUUCGCAGUGCUUUGAGGGACUGUCAGAUAUACUGCUGUUUUAUAAUCAGCAGCCAUUUCGGGUUUGUUAGCAAAGUUUCAUUUCUAUUAUUUUGGCCUCACUGGUCAAAAAUGGUCCAAAAUACUGCAAAGUCAUUGCCAAACAAUUGAUUGCACCUAUGUCAGAAUAUACAAUCCAACCUUGUCUUUUUUCCAUGUACUCGUAGAAACUACUCCCGAAUUAAUAUGUGCAGAUCAUAUUCUCUACAGGACGAUUUAAUAUCUAUACGGAAAUAGUACUUCCACGAUUUGUCCUUAGUUUUCAAUCUUUGCAAGGUCAUAUAACCAUAGUUUUUAAUCUAUAUAUCUAGAAUAGAAAACAUCUAAACCUUUAAAAACAAUCUUCCAAUAAUGUUGAUAUGCUGUACUUUUCCCUUGUCGGCAACUUUUUAAACGUUCACUGCCCUUGUUUUAUCUUGUUGAUAUCUUUUAUUUUCCAGGAUGCCAAUUUAAAAAUAUAAAUGCUGAAUCUCCGUCGUCGAUUUCUAUUUUAACUUCUCCAAACCAAGAUUUUCAACAUUGUUCCUGGUUAUUGUCCGUCAAAUAUGGAAACAUCAGUCUUACUUUUAACUCAAUGUCUGUACCUGACUGCUCGAAAGGCAACUUUAUUGAGAUCUAUGAUGGUCCCAAUGAUCAAGCACCAACGAUAGCAAGAUACUGUGGUACUACAACAGUGACAGGCGGCAGUAUCACAUCCACCGGCACGCAUCUGUUUAUGUUGGUCAAAUCGGGAAAUAAUUUGCAAAUGGGAAUUACAGUUGCUUAUCAUGCCACUUUCAAAAGUAUGUUGGUUUUUAUAUCAUUUUCGAAAGCAUAUCAAACUUGCAUGUGUACUGCCCUGGUUUGUCUUUGA
This is a messenger RNA of Paramuricea clavata, 4986 nucleotides long. Lineage: Eukaryota; Metazoa; Cnidaria; Anthozoa; Malacalcyonacea; Plexauridae. The record is from the annotation of a GenBank genome assembly.